This is a messenger RNA of Danio aesculapii, 2308 nucleotides long. It is a transcript of the gene slc35c1, whose product is annotated as solute carrier family 35 member C1. The coding region runs from base 107 to 1192 and encodes 361 amino acids. Gene Ontology annotation, molecular function: antiporter activity. Gene Ontology annotation, biological process: GDP-fucose import into Golgi lumen; protein O-linked glycosylation via fucose. Gene Ontology annotation, cellular component: Golgi apparatus. Lineage: Eukaryota; Metazoa; Chordata; Actinopteri; Cypriniformes; Danionidae. The record is from RefSeq and is a predicted model, not a curated record. The transcript is spliced from 2 exons.
AGUUCACACACACUGUUCUGCAGCUCUUGUGUUGUUGUUGUUGUUGUUGUUAUUAUGAAAUAACCAAUGUUUACUAACAAUAUUCCGCUUCUUUCAUUCCUGCAACAUGAACAGGUCCCAGCUCAAACGAUCCCGAAUAUUAAAAAUGGCCUUCACAGACUCCACUCGUCCCGGGGACAAAGAAGAGCCAUUUUUUAUGAAAGCCACCAAAAUCGCCCUGGUCGUGACUCUCUACUGGUUCAUCUCAAUCUCCAUGGUUUUCCUGAAUAAUUACCUGUUAGACAGCAAGGAGCUCGACGCGCCGGUCUUCAUCACUUUCUUCCAGUGUGUUGUGAGUGUCGGACUGUGUUUACUCAUGAGUUUUCUCUCCAACUUGUGUCCUGGAUCCGUGGAUUUCCCCUCAUUAAAGUUUGAUAUGCGGGUGUCCAGAGAGAUACUCCCGCUGACGGUCGUGUUCAUAGGCAUGAUCACGUUUAAUAACUUGUGUCUGAAAUAUGUGGGAGUCGCCUUUUACACUGUUGGACGCUCGCUUUCCACUGUGUUCAACGUUAUUUUGUCUUACGUGGUUCUCAAGCAAACGACGUCCUUCUACGCGGUGCUCUGUUGUGGAGUCAUUCUGGGUGGGUUCUGGUUGGGUGUGGACCAAGAAGCCGUGGCAGGUUCCCUUUCUUGGGCAGGUGUCGUUUUCGGUGUAAUUGCCAGCCUUUGUGUGUCUCUUAAUGCCAUCUUCACUAAGAAAGUAUUGCCGGUGGUGGACGGAAAUAUUUGGAAGCUCUCCUACUACAACAACCUCAACGCCAUUGUGCUGUUUAUUCCCCUCGUUGUCAUUCUGGGAGAGGUGAAAAGUUUAUUCGAGUUUAGCCGGCUGACAGAUUUACAUUUUUGGGGUAUGAUGACUUUGGGUGGGAUUUUCGGCUUCGCCAUUGGUUACGUCACAGGACUUCAGAUCAAGUUCACCAGUCCAUUAACACACAAUGUAUCUGGAACGGCCAAAUCAUGCGCACAGACUGUGCUGGCCGUCGUUUACUGGGCGUCCGAAAAGAGCACGCUUUGGUGGACGAGCAAUUUAAUGGUGCUCGGUGGAUCCUUCGCUUAUACCUGGGUCAAAGGAAUGGAAAUGAAGAAAGCUCCAGUGCCUACAGAAACGCAUAGCUCGGACCCUCAGAAGAAUAAAGAAGACCUCGGAGUGUGAGAAAUACAUUGUUGUUGAGACUUCUCUGUUUUGCACAUGUGUUUAUAUGUACGUUUGUAUAUGAUACGGGCAUUUUAAUAGUUAGUGCACUAAAAUAAAUGGUUCAUUGGAGGUAAGGGAUUGCAAACAAUUAAUAUAGGCUGAAUUUAAACAAAUGAAAUGUAGUAAUGUUCAGCUUGAUUUCUUUAUUUAAAUUCAGCCCAUUCAAGUAGUUUGCAACCAUGUACCUUAAAAAAAAAUAAAUCCAGUGAAUCAUCAGUGUGUAAACAGUUUCUUUGUGAUGGAUAUGAUAAUUAAUUAUUAAAAAUGUUUAAUGACGGUCAUCCUAGCACCAUGUUUACAACAACAGAUUUGUUGCUGUUUCUGAUGAAGUUACUUUAAAAUUAUUUUAAAACCAAAAUAUUGGUUACACUUUAUUUUAUGGUGUCCUUGUGACAGUUUAUUUACACAAUUAGGCAGGGAAUAAUAUUAAUAACGUGUUUACUGUAGCGGCAUAUAGUUUGGUUUUGGGGUUAAAUAUAGGUUUUAUGCAUAAUUUAGUUUAAUUACUAUGGUUGCACUUUAUUUUACAGUACAUGCACACAGUGUACUUAAUUAUAGAUACAGUUGAAACCAGAAGUUUACAUACACUCUUAAAAAAGGAAAAUAACCAUUUAAAACAUGUCUGAUGGUAAAUCAUAAUAAACAUUUAUUAUUUUAGGUCCGUUAGGAUUACCUAAAUGAUUUACAUUUGCUAAAUGCCAGAAUAACGAGAUAAUUUUUUAUUAAUUUCUAGACAGUCAAAAGUUUACACACAUUUCCUUGGUAUUUUUUUUUAGCUUUGCUUUUAAACUGUAUAACUUUGGUCAAAUGUUUUGGGUCUCCUUCCACAAGCUUCUCACAAUAGUUUGCAGGAAUUUUGGCCCGUUCCUCCUGACAGAAUUGGUGUAACUGAGUCAGAUUCAUAGGCUGUCUUGCUCGCUCAAGCUUUUUCAACUCUGCCCACACAUUUUCUAUAGGAUUGAGAUCAGGGCUUUGUGAUGGCCACUCCAAAACAUUCACUCUGCUGUCCUUAACGCACAUUUGAACUAAUUUGGCAGUAUGCUCAGGGUCAUGGUCUGUUUGGAAGACCUAUUA